GAAAGAGAGAGAGAGAAACAAGGAUUGUCAGAGAGAGAGAGAGAGAGCAAGACAGUGAGUGCGAGAGGGUGAGAGUGCUGCGUUAUAUGCGUCCAGGCAAACCGCGUGCGUCAGCCUCAGAAAGCCCCAGCUCCCCUUUCAACCACGCCGGUGACCUCACUCUGCCUCAACGGACCCACGGGAGCUGAGAUCGCUCCUGUUCUCUCUUCUCCGUCAACAGCUUUUUUGGCACAGAGGGGGGGGGGGAAGAAACAAGAAGCAAUCGGAUUUAUUGGACUGAUUUUUUUCCCUGUUUUUCCCCAUUUUUGCUCUUUACACCAUCAGCGUGUUAAUUUACGAGAGACAGACCGACCCGGACUGAUCCUAAAUUGUGGAUUUCCAGUUGGAAACGGAGCAGGGAAGGUGUACCAGCUGACACACUCUAUCAGUCUGUGUGUGUUUGUGUGGAGUUUACUCUCCCUCUGAAAUGGGACCCAAACUGCACCCUCUCAUUCUGGGUCUACUACUCACCCUGCUGGGGAAAACCAUGAGCCAAUGUUCAAUGGGGUAUGAAAAAAACCAAACUUGCAUUGAUAUUGAUGAGUGCAAAGCUCCUGUGUGUGGCAAGAAUGCAAUCUGCUUCAAUACCAUUGGCAGUUACUACUGCCAGUGUGUUCCUGGGUUUAGAGCCCCCACCAUCAACUUCACAGCAUUUACAGGGCAAUGUGAAGAUGUGAACGAGUGCCAGGGGAAGAGUGAUUUCUGUGGCCCCAACGCCAAGUGCAAGAACACAAUCGGGUCCCACACCUGCUCCUGCCUUGAGGGUUACGUCUCAAGCAACGGAGAGAAAUAUUUUGAUGGCACCACAGGAGUGAUGUGCAAAGAUGAGGAUGAGUGUAGUAGACACCCUCCGGUCUGUGGCAGGAAUGGAACCUGCUCAAACUCGCCAGGUACAUACACCUGCUCCUGUGAUGCAGGGUUCAGUAACUCUGGACACAGCAAGGCCCCCUGCUCAGAUAUAAACGAAUGUGCGAUUGACGAAAUGAUCUGUGGAAAAGGGGGGUCCUGUAACAAUACCCACGGCGGCUACGUGUGUAUGUGCAACACUGGAUACAGUAACUAUGGCAAAGCCUCAGCACAAUGCGUAGAGCUAAACUGUGACAAGUACAACCCCUCAAACAAAUCUGAGGAGGUGUUCCCAGGCCUUACAGAUCUCUUGUCACUGAUGAGAGACAACUGCAGGGAGCUGAAUGGGAACAAAUCUCCUGGGCAGCCGAACGGAGAGAUGGUGUUAGAGAAACUCUUAACCAAGUUGGAUGACCUCCUGUCCGGUAUGCCUGUGGAGAGUAGUGGCAAAGUGACGGCACUGCUCACCACAGUGGAGAAUGCCAUCAGGCUGAUUGGACCGCAGAUGAAGCAGCCCCAAACCAGAAUGAGCACCAUGCACACAGAGGUGGAGCUGCUGGUGAGGAGAGGCAGAGCUCCUCCCCAGGGCGUCGUCAGCAUGUCCACAGAACACGUCCAACUGGACACACACUGGGAGACCGCUGCUGGAAACGGCACCUAUCCAGGUUUUGCAAUGGCCUCCUUGGUGAGCUACAAGGAGCUGGAGAGCACCACCAACCACUCAUUCCCUAGCGAAAGAGGCCAGAGCUUCCAGAUCAACUCCAAAGUGGUGUCCGCUAUUGUCAGCAACCCGAACACGGGACACCUGGACAAGUGUGUCAACUUCACCUUCUCCCAUCUGAAGUCCACCAACGAGUCUCACACCUGUGUGUUCUGGGACGCGGGGGUGUGGUCCACGACGGGCUGUCAGAAGGCGGAGUCUAAUGAGACGCACACGGUGUGUUCCUGCACUCACCUCAGCAGCUUUGCUGUCCUGAUGUCGCUGCACGAGUUUAAGCACGACCCAUUUGAGCUGCAGGUGAUCACCUGGGUGGGGCUGUCUGUGUCGCUGGUCUGCCUCCUGCUCUCCAUCGCCACCUUCUACUUCUGCCGCUCCAUCCAGGGCACGCGUAACACCAUCCACCUGCACCUCUGCAUCAGCCUCUUCAUCGCCGACCUCGUCUUCCUCGCCGGCAUCUCCAGCACUCAAAACAAGGGCGGCUGUGCAUUUGUGGCGGGUCUCCUGCACUUCUUCUUCCUGGCAGCCUUCUGCUGGAUGUGCUUGGAGGGGGUGCAGCUGUACCGCAUGGUGGUGCUGGUGUUCAACACCACAUUCCGCCCCCUCUACAUGAUGGCCGUGGGUUACGGCAUCCCCGCUGUCAUCGUCAUCGUCUCCGCCAUCAUCAACGCUGAGGGAUACGGCACGGACAGACAUUGCUGGUUGGACCUGGACAAGGGCUUCAUAUGGAGCUUCUUUGGGCCUGUCUGCAUCAUCAUCAUCAUCAACGCCUUCUUCUUCAUCAUCACCGUGUGGAAGCUGGCCCAGAAGUUUUCCAGUCUCAAUCCAGACCUUUCCAACCUGCGCAAGAUCAAGGCAUUCACAAUCACUGCCAUCGCCCAGCUGUGUGUGCUGGGCAUCAUGUGGAUCUUCGGCUGCUUUCAGUUUGAGGAGAACUCACUCGCCAUGUCUUACAUCUUCACCAUCCUCAACAGCCUGCAGGGGGCACUGGUGUUCGUCAUGCACUGUCUGCUGUCCAAACAGGUGCGGGACGAGUACGCCAGGUUUCUUUCCUGCAUCUGCAUAUCAGAGAAGAAGAAGUACUCAGAGUUCAGCACCAACCAGUCAAGUGGCGGCCAGGCUUCAAGGAGUGCUAACAACACUGGAGAGUCACAGAUUUGAAGCUUCAGCUAUAUACCUGCGAUGGUUUGUGCUCUGACCUCCGGCCCUGCCAUGACCCCUCCGUGACCCUAGUAAGGUGGAGGAUGUCCUGAACAGCUGAGCACUUCACACCAGACUAGCUGAAUCUGCGAUAUUUCAGCUUGCUUCAUUAUGUCCAGCGCCUUUCAGAGCUAAAUCCUGCCCACUGCUUCAUAAGAUAGAAAAUAA
Megalops cyprinoides (Indo-Pacific tarpon) is the source of this 2971-nucleotide messenger RNA. Its product is annotated as adhesion G protein-coupled receptor E2-like. Lineage: Eukaryota; Metazoa; Chordata; Actinopteri; Elopiformes; Megalopidae. Bases 467 to 2764 code for a protein of 765 amino acids. Gene Ontology annotation, cellular component: membrane. Gene Ontology annotation, molecular function: G protein-coupled receptor activity; calcium ion binding. Gene Ontology annotation, biological process: cell surface receptor signaling pathway; adenylate cyclase-activating G protein-coupled receptor signaling pathway. The record is from RefSeq and is a predicted model, not a curated record. The transcript has 18 exons.